AUGCCUGCAUCUCACACGGGACCUGGCAACUGUUUCGUUGACGCAAACAUCGCCAUGCAGGGAUAUCACUUGAUGGGGUGCCCACCACCCCAGCAACUGGCCUCAAGCAUCAACGUCUUAAAUGGACUGCCUGUAUAUUCCGGACUACCUGGAUAUAAUUUCAUCCCAUACCCACAGAUGAGACACAUGGUAAGUCACUUGUUAUCCCCAUAUGAGCUGAAAGCGGCCUCGCCGUACCACCACCACCACCCACUCCUGAGACGCGACGCCUUCUACUCCUCAUAUCGGACAGUGGUCGCAGAGGACCCCAGCCGGACCAGCAAAGUGGCCAGCCGGGAAAGCACCAGCGCUCUCAAGAGUUGGCUGAACGAACACCUAAAGAACCCCUACCCUACCAAAGGGGAAAAGAUCAUGCUCGCCAUCGUCACCAGGAUGACACUGACGCAGGUGUCCACAUGGUUCGCCAACGCGCGGAGACGCCUGAAGAAAGAAAACCGUGUCAGUUGGACGUCAAAAAGUAAAUCUGACGAAGAAGAUGAUGACGAGGAGGAGGAGGAGGGUGAAAGUGAGGAGGAUGUCACGUUGCACCAGAAAAGCAUCUCAUCAUCGGUUUUUGAUGAGGAGGAGGAUGAAAUUGAUCCAGAGACUGUGGAUGAGGAGGAGGAGGAGGAGACGUGCCGAGCGCCAGAGCCCGAAUGCGCGUCUGGGUCGUUGGAUACAGGAUUACCCGAUCGUGGUGUUGUUGUUGAACAGCAAAAAGAAAGUUGCUGUUCGGCGGAUGUAUGUGUAGAAGGCAAACGAAGUGCAAGUGAAUCCGUCAAGGACAAUACAAACGGAGACGGCGCACAGAAACAGAAAAUCUGGUCGUUAGCAGAAAUUGCCACUUCAAAAACUGAUACGAAGCCUGCAGCAAUCUCCCACCAUGGCAUCACGAGUAGUGGGGUGGACGUUGGAAAGUUGUGGUUGCACUGGGCCUCCAGGAAUGGACUGUACCUUCCAGCAAAUUAUGACUUUUUGAAACAGGACAGUAGCGCGCAAACGGGUUUAUGA
Molecule: messenger RNA, 1050 nt
Organism: Engraulis encrasicolus (European anchovy)
Lineage: Eukaryota; Metazoa; Chordata; Actinopteri; Clupeiformes; Engraulidae
Gene: irx7
Product: iroquois homeobox 7
Exons: 2
Coding region: 1-1050 (349 amino acids)
Biological process (GO): neuron differentiation; cell development; regulation of transcription by RNA polymerase II
Cellular component (GO): nucleus
Molecular function (GO): RNA polymerase II cis-regulatory region sequence-specific DNA binding; DNA-binding transcription factor activity, RNA polymerase II-specific
Source: RefSeq, a predicted model, not a curated record